AUGGCCUACCUCCCUCAUCCUAACUGGCUGAAGGUUUGGACCAGAUGUGGAAAGAUGUUCACUUCAGAAAAAGGAGUUGUGGAGGAAUGGUUGUCAGAGUUUAAGACACUACCAGAAACAUCUUUACCAAAUUAUGCCAUAAAUUUGAAAGACAAGAGUACUUUAGUUUCAUCUCUCUAUAAAGUUAUCCAGCAGCCACAAAGUGAGUUGCUAGAACCUGUCUGUCAUCAGCUCUUUGAAUUCUAUCGCAGUGGAGAGGAGCGGCUGCUUCAGUUUACACUGCAGUUUCUCCCAGAACUAAUUUGGUGCUACCUUGCAGUCUCAGCUAGCAGAAAUGUGCACAGCAGUGGAUGCAUUGAAGCUCUUCUUCUAGGGGUUUACAAUUUGGAAAUAGUUGACAAAGAGGGACAUAGCAAAAUACUGAGUUUUACAAUUCCAUCCUUAUCCAAACCAUCUGUAUAUCAUGAACCUUCCAGCAUUGGUUCCAUGGCUCUGACUGAGAGUGCACUAUCCCAACAUGGUUUGUCAAGAGUUGUGUACAGUGGACCUCAUCCUCAAAGGGAGAUGCUAACAGCCCAGAAUAGGUUUGAAGUGUUGACAUUCCUUUUGUUGUGUUACAAUGCUGCUUUAACUUACAUGCCCAGUGUUUCUCUUCAAUCACUGUGUCAAAUUUGUUCAAGAAUCUGUGUUUGUGGAUAUCCUCGACAACAUGUAAGAAAAUACAAAGGUAUAAGUAGCAGGAUACCAAUUUCUUCAGAAUUCAUGGUGCAGAUGUUAACAGGGAUUUAUUUUGCCUUUUAUAAUGGAGAAUGGGAUCUGGCUCAAAAAGCAUUGGAUGAUAUUAUAUACAGAGCCCAGUUGGAAUUAUACCCAGAGCCACUGCUGGUUGCUAAUGCAAUCAAGGCUUCAUUGCCUCAUGGUGCCAUGAAAUCUAGUAAGGAGGGCACAAGGUGUAUUCAAGUUGAAAUUACACCAACUUCCUCUCGAAUAUCAAGAAAUGCAGUAACCAGCAUGUCUAUAAGAGGCCAUAGGUGGAAAAGACACGGAAAUACAGAUUUAACAGGUCAAGAAGAACUGAUGGACAUAUCUGAAGUUGACGAGGGAUUUUAUUCCAGGGCUGCGUCUAGUACCAGCCAGUCGGGUUUAUCAAACAGUAGUCAUAAUUCUAGUAACAAGACAAAUGUAGGAAAGAACCAGAGACGGUCAGGAGGAAGCAAAACUGGAGGAAAAGAAAAAGAAACCACAGGGGAAUCUUGCAAAGAUCACUUUGCUCGAAAACAAACUCAGAGAGCUCAAAGUGAGAAUCUUGAGCUGCUCUCUUUGAAGAGACUGACUUUAACAACCAGCCAAUCCCUGCCUAAGCCUAGUAGCCAUGGUUUGGCAAAGACCGCUGCUACUGUGUUUAGUAAAUCCUUUGAACAGGUCAGUGGUGUCCCAGGCCCACAUAACCCAUCACCUGCUGUUGGCUGUGGGACUGGGACAGACGCCAAUAGGUUUUCUGCCUGUAGUCUCCAAGAGGAAAAGCUUAUUUACAUUUCUGAAAGAACUGAACUGCCAACGAAGCAUCAGUCAGGUCAGCAGAGACCUCCUAGUAUCAGCAUUACUCUGUCAACAGAUUAA
Orycteropus afer afer is the source of this 1620-nucleotide messenger RNA. RefSeq names its product family with sequence similarity 126 member A (gene HYCC1). The record is from RefSeq and is a predicted model, not a curated record. Gene Ontology annotation, biological process: phosphatidylinositol phosphate biosynthetic process; protein localization to plasma membrane. Gene Ontology annotation, cellular component: plasma membrane. The coding region runs from base 1 to 1620 and encodes 539 amino acids. The transcript is spliced from 11 exons. NCBI's taxonomy places the organism in Eukaryota, Metazoa, Chordata, Mammalia, Tubulidentata, Orycteropodidae.